AUGGCCGAGACUGAAGAGAAAGUGUCGCCCUCACUGCACUACAGCGAUGGCGAGCAAAACGGUCGAGCUUCUAUUGACACCAUUUCCCCAGGUGUUGCGAGAAUUGAGGCAACUGCGGAGCACCUCACAUCUGCCAACCGAGCAUGGAUACUCUUCGGUGUUCUGCUCAUCGCCUGGGCCUAUGGCUUGGACAGUACGCUGCGAGUAGCCUUCCAGCCUAUUGCAGUGAACGCCUUGAAUGCUCACUCCCUCUUGGCGACAGUGACUGUGGUGCGCGCUGUUAUAGGUGCCGCUGCUCAGCCCACGGCAGCCAAAAUUGCGGAUGUGUUCGGUCGCAUUGAAGUGCUUCUGGUGUCCGUGGUCUUCUACGUCCUAGGCACAGCCAUCGAAGCAUCAGCCAACAGUCCCGCAACUUUUGCCGUCGGCAGCUGCUUCUAUCAGAUUGGCUACACGAUCGCUGUCUUGAUUGUCGAGGUCAUUGUCGCCGACACAACUUCCCUUCGGUCCCGCUUGUUGUUCUCAUACAUUCCAGCCGCUCCGUUCAUUGUCAAUACGUGGAUCGGUGGCGAAGUGCUGGUGGUUGUCAGAGGCUCAACUGCCUGGCGUUACGGCUUCUGGAUCUGGUGCAUAGCUUUUCCGAUCUGCGUCCUGCCACUUCUCGGCUCCUUGUGGUGGGUCAGCUACAAAGCAAAAAGGGCUGGAGAUCUCCAGCAUUGCAAGACACCAUUCCAAGAGCACGGCGGUUGGGAACUCACCAAAGCACUGUUCUGGCAGCUUGAUGCGAUCGGCAUUCUCCUGACAAUCUGCGUCUUUGGGUUCCUUCUAGUCCCCCUCACCAUUGCUGAUGGCCCUGACGCCUCUUGGGGAUCUCCAAAGAUUGUUGCGCCGCUUGUUAUUGGGGUGCUGUGCAUCCCGGUCUGGAUACGAUGGGAAACCAUUGCGCCGCACCCUAUGGUUCCAUUCUACCUACUCAAAGAUCGUGCUGUGUGGGGCGCGCUUGCGAUUGCUUUCUUCCUGAUGUUCUCAUGGGGCUGUCAGGGCGACUACCUCUUCUCCGUUCUACGUGUAGCCUUCAAUCAAAGUGAGAAGUCGGCAAACCGUAUCGCUGCGCUCUACAGCUUCUGCUCCACGUUGACCGGUAUCUUCGUCGGAAUGAUCGUAUACCGUGUCAGACGCCUCAAGCCGUUCAUACUGUUUGGCACGUGUCUUUUCAUGGUCGCUUUCGGUCUCAUGAUACACUAUCGUGGUGGCGUCGGCACCCGCGCAGGCAUCAUCGGAGCUCAGAUGCUUCUUGGAAUCGCCGGUGGCUUCUUUCCUUACGCUGCUCAAGCUAGCAUCCAGGCCGCAACCAGUCAUGAGCACGUUGCCGUCAUCACAGGACUAUACUUGGCCACUUACAACGUCGGUAACGCGCUCGGAAACGCAAUGUCAGGCGUCAUCAUGUCCCAAGUCCUAUCGGUUCAGCUCAAGAGUCGCCUUAGCAAAGAAGUCGCCGAUGCGUGGUACGACAGACCACUCGAUCGAAUUCAACAAUUCCCGCCUGGUACAGCAGAGCGGGAUGCUGUGAUCGAAGCAUACAAGUACUUCCAGCGAGUAGUCUGUAUCAUCGGUGCCAGCGCCUGUCUCGGAUUGAUCAUCUUCGCCUUCUGCAUCCGCAACCCCAGGCUUCCAGACACACAGUCUCUACCUUAUGAAGAGCUCCCACAGAGAGAAGUUGAUGCCGACAAGGGGUAUGAAAUGUCGCAAUCGCCUGAACAGCAGAGGUCCUACCUGAACUGCGUGCCAGUCGAGCGCCAAUAG
This is a messenger RNA of Ascochyta rabiei, 1800 nucleotides long. RefSeq names its product ferrioxamine B transporter. Gene Ontology annotation, biological process: intracellular iron ion homeostasis; transmembrane transport. Gene Ontology annotation, molecular function: siderophore-iron transmembrane transporter activity. The transcript has 5 exons. Lineage: Eukaryota; Fungi; Ascomycota; Dothideomycetes; Pleosporales; Didymellaceae. The coding region runs from base 1 to 1800 and encodes 599 amino acids. The record is from RefSeq and is a predicted model, not a curated record. Gene Ontology annotation, cellular component: endosome; vacuolar membrane.